Messenger RNA from Stylophora pistillata, 5339 nucleotides. RefSeq lists its product as uncharacterized. NCBI's taxonomy places the organism in Eukaryota, Metazoa, Cnidaria, Anthozoa, Scleractinia, Pocilloporidae. The record is from RefSeq and is a predicted model, not a curated record. Gene Ontology annotation, molecular function: protein binding; ATP hydrolysis activity.
AACAUUCAGCUCUGUGAUUUUUAUUUCCCCAGGCUUAACUGGAGAAGGCAUAAGUAAAACGAUGUAUUGAGCGGGAUUCCGCGAGACCCUUUGAGUAGAAUGGCUUUACAACCUCUCACAAACGAGCAAUUAAAUUACCUCAAGUUUACCUUCGUCGUGCUCAAUGAAUUCCCCAAGGCUUUACGCCAAGCUUUCAAACAGAUGUGGAACAAUACCUUCGUGUCACUCCCCGGUUUCCAGCCCUGGGAUGACUCUAAUGCAGUACGUAACUUGUUCUUAAGUACUGAGGGUGGAGUAACCAAGGUCCCCACACAUAUCUCCUACGAAGAAUGGGAUUGUACAGCCCUGAUCCAGGCCACCAUCUAUGCACGUUCCUUUGCUUUGCCAGACAGCAAAGGCCAUCACAGGGUACUCCAUGAUUUAUACUUGAAGCCCUGUAAGUUACCACGUGGUACUUUCCAUUCUUCUGUAGUUAGCCCCACUGGAGAUAAAGCAGAAACCUUUGCAUUGGCGAUCGAUCAGCUUCGAAUGUUGAGAAAUUCACUCUGUCAUUUAAAUAAAUCCGAAUUGGACAAAAAAACAUUUGAUCAAUAUAUUCAACUGGCUAAAGACGCGACCAAAGCCCUGGGAGUUAGUAUUGGCCCCAUUGAUGCAGUUGGAAGUUUGACUGAGUCUGACUUUCCUACCGAGAAAGUUCGGAAGUUAGAAGAUGACUUCAGAACAGAGCUUCAAAAAGGAAACGAAUUCCUCAGAGAAGUUAAGGAUGACUUGCAGCUUCUACAGCAAUCUCAUCAGGAAGGUGCUGAAGACCUAAGGAAAACAAUCAAAUCUGAAAAUGCUGCUACCCACGAAAAGAUUGAAAUCAAGUUGGCAGAGUUUCAAGCUCAAAACAGAAUUGUCAGGGAAGAUGUUAAAGAUGAGCUACACAACCUACAGCAAUCGCUAAAACAAGACACCGAGAACCUGAAAGAGGCAAUCGCUGCUAGUCAAGGAAGGAUUGUUGCCGAGUUACGCCAAGAUGUGAAAGAAUACCUAAUAAAGGAGCAAAUUCCAGGAUUUAGACCAUAUACUUCACGACUUAAUCUUCCUCCCAACUUUAUUGGCCGCGGAAAAGAAUGUGAAGAGAUUAUUGGUCACGUGACUUCGGAUUCGACCCGUUUCGUAUCAGUCUGGGGGUCACCCGGGUUUGGAAAGACGUCUACCGCAAUCGUUGUUGGUCACCAGCUUCAAAAUCGCGGUCUACCUGUCUACUUUAUCUCACUGCGUGGGCUUAAGUCAAAAGGUGAUUUAACCUCAAAGCUACUCAGCCACUUUCGAACCGGAGACUCGGAAAAUCAGAAUUUGACACCUGCCGAUGAAAUUGGUUUCAUUUUUCAAAGGCUAUCGGAUCCAUGCGUGUUGAUUCUCGAUAAUGCCGAUGAUUUGCUUGAAUGUGGCGAGCCAAAUGUAAAAGAGGAGACUGUGAAUCUGCUGAAAGAUAUUCUCAACCGUAGCGAAAAGGUCAAACUUCUUUUAACCACUCGGGAGUCAUUGGCCUAUUUGGAUAUGUCCCUACAUGGACACAAGUCCAUCAGAAUAGGAGAACUCGACAACUCAUCCUCAAAAGAGUUAGUGGAAAAAGAGAGUGAAAAAACAAAGCUGUUGCUUUCGGAGGCCAGUAAACUUCAAAGUUCAACGGCUACCAUUUGUCCUGAAGAGAAAGGCAAACACUUGUGCUACUCUGGCAUCUAUCAGCUUGUGGUAGGAAAGACGGAAGAUGGAGUAAGAAGUUUACGAGAAGCCAUUUCCCUUCUGAACAAAACUGCUGAACACAAACUUCUGAGACUUAUGAUAUUUCAAAUCCUCGCUAUUUUCUAUCGAUGCGCAAAAAGCGAUUACGAGAUGUCAACCACGUUCUAUGAUAGAGCCGUGCAAGAAUGCAGAGAAGCAGGAGACAUGCAUUUAUUAGUAAUUCCGGACAAUGAUGGAGAACCAAAUUAUGGGAAUGAAGACAGAGUACCCUCAAGUACAGAAAAUCUUGGAAACGAACCAGUUCAAGUUGCAGUGACCUAUCUUUUGAGCAAAGCUAUCGCAAAAACAUCUUCAGCUGAAAUCAUUGAGUUUUCAAUCAAGUUACUGUUCGGAAUGCUUCAAGGCAUUGAGUCAACCAAUGAAAUGACCAAACCGGGCUGGUUUAAAUUUGAAGAAAACACCAUUAGCAUGCUGAGAAAUUCGCAUAAUUAUCAGGAAGGUUUAUCACUAACUCAGAAACUUAUAACCUAUCAUCUAAGUUCACUACAAAAAAGGACAACGGACGAAGAAAACGUCAGCUCAAGUCUGCACAAGGAGGCUCUAGCAAAGUGGUAUUCGCUUCGAGGACGAAAUCAACAUUGCCUACGUCUCUUUUCAGAAGCUGUCAGUUCAAAACAACAGGCUCUAACCAUCAUCUUGGAACUCUUCGGUGAAGAAGAUAGGAAGACCGCCGAUGCACACUGCGAAUUAGGGUUAUCAAAAUACGCACUACGAGAUUAUAAUGCAGCUGCCGAGUCCUACAAGCGUGCACUCGACAUCGAAAUUCAAUUGCUUGGAGAAGAACACCAGGAGACCGCUAACAGUUACAAUCAGCUGGGGGUUACCCAAUAUGCACUUGGAGAUUAUACCUCAGCCGCUGAGUCACACAAGCGAGCACUCAAUAUCAGACAAAAGGUAUUGGGUGAAGAACAUGAGGUGACCGCUGAUAGCUACUCUAGCCUGGGGAUUACCCAAUGUACACUUGGAGAUCACCGCUCAGCUGUUGAGUCACACAAGCGAGUACUUAACAUCAGACAAAAGGUAUUGGGUGAAGAACAUGAGAAGACCGCUAAUAGCUACCAUAAUCUGGCGGUUACCCAAAAUGCACUUAAAGAUUACACCUCAGCCGCUGAGUCACUCAAGCGAGCACUUAACAUUAGACAAAAGGUAUUGGGUGAAGAACAUGAGGAGACCGCUGAUAGCUACUCUAGCCUGGGGCUUGCCCAAUAUGCACUUAAAGAUCACAACUCAGCCGCUGAGUCACACAAGCGAGCACUUAACAUCAGACAAAAGUUCUAUCGAUGCGCAAAAAGCGAUUACGAGAUGUCAGCCACGUUCUAUGAUAGAGCCGUGCAAGAAUGCAGAGAAGCAGGAGACAUGCAUUUAUUAGUAAUUCCGGACAAUGAUGGAGAAGCAAGUUAUGGGAAUGAAGACAGAGUACCCUCAAGUACAGAAAAUCUUGGAAACGAACCAGUUCAAGUUGCAGUGACCUAUCUUGUGCGCAAAGCUAUUGCAAAAAUAUCUUCAGCUAAAAUCAUUAAGUUUUCAAUCAAGUUCCUGUUCGGAAUGCUUCAAGGUACUGAGUCAACCAAUGAAAUGACCAAGCCGGGCUUGUUUAAAUUUGAAGAAAACACCAUUAGCAUGCUGAUAAAUUCGCAUAAUUAUCAGGAAGGUUUAUCACUAACUCAGAAACUUAUAACCUAUCAUCUAAGUUCGCUACAAAAAGAAAUUACGGAUGAAGAAAACGUCCGCUCAAGUCUGCACAAGGAGGCUCUAGCAAAGUCGUAUUUGCUUCGAGGACAAAAUCAACAUUGCCUGCGUCUCUUCUCAGAAGCUGUCAGUUCAAAACAACACGCUCUAAACAUCAUCUUGGAACUCUUCGGUGAAGAAGAUAGGAAGACCGCCCAUGCACACUGCGAAUUAGGGUUCUCAAAACACGCACUACGAGAUUAUAACGCAGCUGCCGAGUCCUACAAGCGUGCACUCGACAUCGAUAUUCAAUUGCUUGGAGAAGAACACCAGGACACCGCUAACAGUUACAAUCAGCUGGGGGUUACCCAAUAUUCACUAGGAGAUUAUACCUCAGCUGCAGAGUCACACAAGCGAGCACUUAACAUCAGAAAAAAGGUGUUGGGUGAAGAACAUGAGAAAACCGCUAAUACCUACCAUGAUCUGGCGGUUACCCAAUAUGCACUUAAAGAUUACACCUCAGCCGCUGAGUCACACAAGCGAGCACUCAAUAUAAGACAAAGGGUAUUGGGUGAAGAUCAUGAAAAGACUGCUGAAAGCUACAAUGAGCUAGGGACUACCCAAUAUGCACUGGACGAUUACACCUCAGCCGCUGAGUCAGAGAAGCGAGCACUUAACAUCAGACAAAGGGUAUUGGGUGAAGAACAUGAGGAGACCGCUAAUAGCUACCGUAAUCUGGGGGUUACCCAAUAUACACUUAAAGAUUACACCUCAGCCGCUGAGUCACACAAGCGAGCACUUAACAUCAGACAAAAGGUAUUGGGUGAAGAACAUGAGGAGACCGCUGAUAGCUACCAUAAUCGGGGGGUUACCCAAUAUGCACUUGGAGAUUACACCUCAGCCGCUGAGUCACACAAGCGAGCACUCAAUAUCAGAAAAAGGGUAUUGGGUGAAGAACAUGAAAAGACUGCUGACAGCUACAAUAAGCUAGGGGCUACCCAAUAUGCACUUGACGAUUACACCUCAGCCACUGAGUCACACAAGCGAGCACUUAACAUCAGACAGAAGGUGUUGGGUGAAGAACAUGAGGAGACUGCUAAUAGCUACUGUAAUCUAUGGGCUAUCCAAGUUGCACUGAAAGAGUACACCUCCGCCGCUGAGUCUCAGGAGCGAGCACUUAACAUCAGACAAAAAGUGUUGGGUGAAGAACAUGAGAAGACUGCUGACAGCUACCAUAAUCUGGGGGUUACCCAAUAUGCACUUAAAGAUUACACCUCAGCCGCUGAGUCACACAAGCGAGCACUUAACAUCAGACAAAAGGUAUUGGGUGAAGAACAUGAAAAGACUGCUGACAGCUACCAUAAUCUGGGGGUUACCCAAUAUGUACUUGGAGAUCACUGCUCAGCUGUUGAGUCACACAAGCGAGCACUUAACAUCAGACAAAAGGUAUUGGGUGAAGAACAUGAGAGGACUGCUGACAGCUAUUAUAGCCUGGGAUUACCCAAUAUGCACUUAAAGAUUACACCUCAGCCGCUGAGUCACACAAUCGAGCACUUAACAUCAGACAAAAGGUAUUGGGUGAAGAACAUGAGAGGACUGCUGACAGCUAUGAUAGCCUGGGGGUGAACUAAUAUGCACUUAAAGAUUACACCUCAGCCGCUGAGUCAGACAAGCGAGCACUUACCAUCAGGCAAAAGGUAUUGGGUAAAGAACAUGAGAGGACUGCUGACAGCUAUGAUAGCCUGGGGGUUAACCAAUAUGCACUUAAAGAUUACACCUCAGCCGCUGAGUCAGACAAGCGAGCACUUACCAUCAGGCAAAAGGUAUUGGGUGAAGAACAUGAGAGGACUGCUGACAGCUAUGAUAGCCUGGGGGUUAAC